AUGACUUAUACGGAAUUACUGCCUUUGCUACUUCAGAAGAAUCUAGUUCAAUUGAGGGAUCCUUCUCCUCCUGCUAAUCCACCAUUUUGGUACAAGGCGGUUGCUCGCUGUGCUUUUCACAAGAAUGCUCCUAGUCAUACUGUGGAAAAUUGUUACCCUCUCAUGAGUGAAGUACAGAAACUGGUCCGAGGCAAUAUGCUCACCUUCAAGAAUGUUAAUCCUAAUGUUCAAAGUUUGGGUUUGCUAGAUGAAGAAAUCAAAGGAAGAAAAGGACACAAUUACAUUGAAGAAGAAAUGACAUAUGGGCCACUUGACAGUAUGCUGCAAGAAGUUCCUCAAAGGAUUCUGAUGCACAACCGUGACCUAUACAUAUCAGCUAAGUAUGAAGACAACAUUUUGACAGAUGUGCUGGUAGACGCUGGUUCAUCUCUGAACAUUAUGCCAUGGAGCACCUUGGAAAUUUUAUCCUAUCAAGGGGCAACUUUUAGACCAAAUGGGGCCAGCGUACUGACUUUUGAAGGGUUCUCACGCACUGCGAUUGGAGAAAUCGAUCUUCCUAUCCGCAUCAGACCCCGUGAUUUUGAUAUCACCUUUCAAGUGAUGGAGAUUUAUCCCGCUUACAACUAUUUGUUGGGAAGACCCUGGAUUCACAAUGCUAAAGUUGUUCCUUCCACUUUUCACCAGAUGUUGAAAUACCCUCUGAAGGAAAAAUUAAUAACUGUUUAUGGAGAACAAACCAUGUAUGUUUGUCCACUAUCCUCUGUUCCUAACAUUGAAGAAAUUACAGCGCAGUUCCAAGCUUUAGGAGUCGUCAUUCCUGAAUACGAAAAGAAAGCUGGUACAUCUAUUUCAUCCUGGAAAGAUGCCCAACAAGUGGUUGCCCAAGGAUCAUAUGAAGGCUGGGGGCGAGUUGUUUAA
Messenger RNA from Vicia villosa (hairy vetch), 918 nucleotides. RefSeq lists its product as uncharacterized. The coding region runs from base 1 to 918 and encodes 305 amino acids. Lineage: Eukaryota; Viridiplantae; Streptophyta; Magnoliopsida; Fabales; Fabaceae. The transcript is spliced from 2 exons. The record is from RefSeq and is a predicted model, not a curated record.